Molecule: messenger RNA, 19014 nt
Organism: Nerophis lumbriciformis (worm pipefish)
Lineage: Eukaryota; Metazoa; Chordata; Actinopteri; Syngnathiformes; Syngnathidae
Source: RefSeq, a predicted model, not a curated record
AUGUCGCAUAUUGUGGAGGAGUACGUGGAGGAGUGGGAGGAAGAAUUUGAGGAAGAGUUAGGAGGUGAAGAAGAAGAGGAGGAGGAAGAACUAAUAGAAUAUGAGGAAGAAGAGGAAGUUUUGGAUGAGUCGGGCUUGCCCACCAGGAAGGUGGUGAAGAAAGCCAAAGUGGACACGUCCAAGUUCAUGACCCCGUAUCUGGCGCACAGCCAAAAGAUGCUGGAGCAGUUCAGCCACAACAAGUAUCGUGACGCCUACGACAAGUCUCGGGGGAAUCCUCCCGCCAUCACCACCGAUACGCCGGAAAUGAUUCGCAUCCGUAAGGCUCAGGAGCAGCUCAGCGAGAUCAAAUACCGCAUGGAGGGCAACAAGUCCAAGACGGGCAGCAUGUACGACGGCGAAGCACGCGAGAUCGCUCACGUCAAGCAGGUGUCGGAGCUCAUCAGCAAGGUUCUCUACCGGCAAAAGUGGGACGAGACCAAGGACAAGUACAUGCUACCCCCGGAUGCUCCGGAACUGGUUUUGGCUGUCAAGAACGCCGCUAACUGUAGCAAAAAAAUGUAUACGGAAGACUGGGAUGAGGAAAAGACCAUGUUCUGCCCGUACACGGACAGCCCCGAACUGCGUCGGGUGGCCCAGGCCCAGGAGGUGCUCAGUGAUGUGCAGUACAAGAAAGGCCACCACGAGCGCAAGGCCAAGUACACCGCCCUGCCCGAUCCACCUGAAGUGGAGCUGGCCAAGCGGGUCUCUGACCAGCGCAGCGACUUGAAGUACAAGGAGGCGUACAACGAGAAGGUGAAGGGCCAGUGGUGUGAGACACCCUACUUUGACGUGGCCAUGGCCAGGGUGGCCAUGGAGAACCUCAGCCAUAGGCGAUACACGCAAGAUCACGAGGACAGCAAAGACCAAAUCUACUUCAUGCAAACCGAAACGCCAGUUUAUGACACCCACAAGAAGGCCGCGGCAUCCGCCAGUGACGUGCAGUACAAGAAGGAGUAUGAGAAGACAAAGGCCCAGUCGGACUACAACACGCUGCCGGCCACCGAGAACCCGUUGCUCAGGCAACUCCGAUACGCCGGCACCAUCCUCAGCGACAAAGUCUACAAAGAUAAUUAUGAGAAAUCGCGAGGCUUCAGCAUCAACUACUGCGAAACGCCCAAGUUCCAGAUGGACUCGGUGCUCAAACAGUUUACGGACAUGCACUACAAAGACAAGUACGAAAACGAAAUCAAGGGUCACUAUCUGGGCAGCUACGAGGAUCUAUACAUGCUUCACUGCCAGCAAGUGGAGGACAUGAAGAAACAGCAUUUGUACAAAGCCGACUACGAAGACAUGAAAACGCAAUGUUUCUUCCCCCAAACAAUUACACCCGAGUACGAAGCCACUAAGAAGCUAGAGGACUGCAAGGAUAAAGUUUACCGGCAGCAUCCUGACAAAGUGAAAUUCACGCAAGUUACCGACUCACCGGUUCUGGUCCAGGCGGCCAUCAACGCUAAACAGCUGAGUGACCUAAACUACAAAGCCCAGUACGAAGAGACCAAAUGUAAGAAUAGUCUGCCUCCAGACUACCCCUUCUUCGUCCAGUCUAGAGUGAACGCCUUCAACCUCAGUGAUAGCUGCUACAGAUACGACUGGGAGAGAACCAAGGCUAAAAAGUUUGAGGUUAAAGGCGAUGCUAUCCCGAUCCUGGCCGCCCGGGCUCACACCAACAUUGCCAGCGACGUAAAAUACAAGAAGGAGUACGAGAAGAACAAGGGUCAGAUGGUCGGAGCUCUCAGCAUUCACGAUGAUCCCAAGAUCCUGCAUUCUGUUCACGUGGCAAAAAUCCAGAGUGAUCGUGAAUACAAAAAGGACUAUGAAAAGAUCAAGACCAAGUAUCACACACCUCUGGACAUGAUGUCUGUGACCCAUGCUAAGCACUCACAGGCAGUCGCCAGUAUGGCCGGCUACCGCAGCAUCAAUACCAACUUUUUCCUGCCCCAUGAUACUGUGCUGCUGGACACAGCCAAGAAAGCCAACAUCAUCCAGAGUGACAACGAGUACAAGUCCGAUUACAACAACUACACCAAAGGGGCCCCGUGGGUGCCGUUUGGUUCCUUGGAAGUGGAAAAGGCCAAGAAUGCUGCACAAAUUCUGAGCGAGAAAAAAUACAGACAGCACCCAGACACCAUCCCCUUCACGUCCAUUGAUGACCACCCUGUCAUGAUGCAGGCCAAAGUCAACCAGCUGCAGAGGAGCGAUUUAUUCUACAAGCAAGGUCUAGAGGACAUCCACCAAAAAUACUCACUGCCCGCUGACAUUCCAGAGUUCCUCCAGGCCAAAUGCAACGCAUACAACAUUAGCAACAAUUACUACAAAUACGCAUGGCAGGAUACCAUCGCAAAAGGCUAUGACCUGCAGCCCGACGCAAUCCCUAUUGUCGCCGCCAAAGCUGCCAGACAUGCUGCCAGUGAUGUCCAGUACAAAAAGGCAUACGAGAAGGAAAGAGGCCACCACGUGGGCUUCCGUAGCCUGCAGGAUGACCCGCUGUUGGUUCACUACAUGGAGGUGGCCAAGAUGCAGAGUGACAAGAACUACAAGAAGGAUUACCACCAGGUCAAGCUAAAGUUCCAUUCCCCAGUCGACAUGUUGAGUGUGGCCCAUGCCAAGCACGCCUCAGCUGUCCAGACAAUGGCCGGCUACAAGCAGCCCCAACACAACUACUGCCUACUGCCAGACGCCAUGAACCUGGAUCUGGCUCGCACCAUGAAUUACAAUGCCAGCGACAACCAAUACAAACAAGACUAUGAGAACUGUGUCAAAGGAAUCGGAUGGAUCCCUAUUGGCUCUCUGGACGUAGAGAAAGCGAAGACAGCGGCGGCGGCUUUAGAUGAGAAGAAAUACAGACAGCAUCCCGCCACCAUCAAAUUUACCAGCUUGUCUGACUCCAUGAACAUGGAGCUAGCUAAGGCCAACACCCAGAUUCUCAAAGCUAAAGACUACAAAGCCAGUGGCGAGAAAUUCAUGCACACCUAUCAUCUUCCUGCUGAUACUCCUGAACUGAUGCAGGCCAAAUACAAUGCUGCCAAUAUCAGCCAGAAUUACUACACAUAUUCUCACCGCCGGGAUUUGCUCAAAGGACAUCACAUGAAAGAGGAUGCUAUCCCCAUUGUGGCCGCGAAGACUUCCAGAGACAUUGCCAGCAACUACAAGUACAAAUUGGCCCACGAAAAGGCAAAGGGCAAACACGUGGGCUUCCGUAGCCUACAGGACGACCCACUGCUGGUUCACUACAUGGAGGUGGCCAAGAUGCAGAGCGACAGAAACUACAAGAAGGACUACCACCAAGUCAAACUCAAAUAUCACUCGCCGGUGGACAUGAUGAGUGUAGCCCAUGCCAAGCACGGUUCAGCUGUGCAGACCAUGAUCGGCUACAGGACAUACCUUCACGACUACUUACUUCUUCCCGAUAACUUGCGGGUGCAACAAUGCAAGGACAUGAUGGAGAUUCAGAGUGAUAAUGCUUACAAAGCCGAUUACACCAACUACUACCAAGGUUCCGGGUGGGUUCCGAUCGGUUCUCUGGACGUGGAGAAGGCCAAAGCUGCCAAAGCCGCCCUGGACGAGAUCAGCUACCGUCAGCAUCCUAGCACAUUCAAGUUCACCAGCACCAGUGAUAGUAUGAACAUGUCUUUGGCACUGAGCAACUCCAAGCAGCUGGACCCUACCGCAUACAAAGCUUCUGGUGAGAAGUUCAUGCAUACCUAUCACCUGCCGGCUGACAGCCCAGAGUUCCUUCAGGCCAAAUUUAAUGCUCAGACGCUCAGUGAGAGUCAGUACAAGCAAAAGUGGCUGGACGAUAUUGCCAAAGGCUACGACUUGAGGCCUGAUGCCAUUCCCAUUCAGCAUGCCAAGCUUGGGAGACAUAUUGCCAGCAAUGUACAAUACAAAAAAGAGUAUGAAAAGGCGCGAGGCCACCACGUGGGCUUCCGUAGCCUGCAGGACGACCCCCUUCUGGUCCACUACAUGGAGGUGGCCAAGAUGCAAAGCGACAAGAAUUACAAGAAGGACUACCACCAAGUCAAGCUCAAAUAUCACUCGCCGGUGGACAUGCUGAGUGUGGUACAUGCUAAGCAGGCCUCAGCUGCUCAGACCAUGGCCGGCUACAGGAACAUUCACCACACCAACGCUCUCCUUCCUGAUGCGAUGAACUUUGUGCUGGCUCGUACUAUGAACACUCAAUCCAGCGAUUGUGAUUACAAGUACGAUUGGAACAACUAUGUCAAAGGUAUCGGCUGGAUCCCGAUCGGUUCGCUUGCAGUAGAAACCGCAAAGGUUGGUGGUGAGAUCCUAAGCGAGAACAAGUACCGCACCCAUCCCUCCAACUUCAAAUACAGCAAGUUGAUGGAUUCCAUGGACAUUGCCCUGGCCACAGUCAACAACCAGAUCAUGGAUAAGAAAGCCUACACGGCUGCUUGGGAAAAGGACAAACGAACAGUCCACGUAAUGCCAGAUUCUCCUGAGAUUGUACUGGCCAAGGCCAAUGCCAUCACCAUGAGCGAUAAACUUUACAAAUCCGGUUUGGUGGAGAUGGCCAACAAGGGCUACAAUCUGAAAGCAGAUGCCAUUCCCAUUGUAGCAGCUAAGUCAAGCACAAAUAUUGCCAGUAAUUUCAAAUACAAACUUGCCUACGAGAAGGAGCGAGGGCACCAUGUGGGCUUUCGCAGUCUGCAGGAUGACCCCCUCCUGGUCCAUUACAUGGAGGUGGCCAAGAUGCAGAGUGACAAAAAUUACAAGAAGGACUACCACAAGGUCAAACUGAAGUACCACUCGCCAGUGGACAUGUUGAGCGUAGUCCAUGCUAAGCAGGCAUCAGCUGCUCAGACUAUGGCCGGCUACAGGAAGAUCCACCACACCAAUGCUCUCCUCCCAGAUGCCAUGAAUUUUGUGCUUGCUCGUACUAUGAACACCCAGUCUAGUGAUUGUGAUUAUAAGUUCGACUGGAACAACUAUGUUAGAGGUAUUGGCUGGGUCCCCAUUGGCUCACUCGCAGUGGAAACCGCCAAGGUUGGUGGUGAUAUCCUAAGUGAGGCCAAAUACCGCACUCACCCAUCCAGCUUCAAGUACAGCAAGCUAAUGGACUCCAUGGACAUGGCCCUGGCCACGGCCAACAACCAGAUCAUGGAUAAGAAAGCUUACACGGCCGCUUGGGAAAAGGACAAACUGACGGUCCAUGUCAUGCCAGAUGCUCCUGAGAUUGUUCUGGCUAAAGCUAAUGCCAUCAAUAUGAGCAAUAAACGGUACAAAGCUGGCCUUGUAGAAAUGGCUAACAAGGGCUACGACUUGAGAGCCGAUGCCAUCCCAAUUGUAGCUGCCAAGUCUAGUUCCAACAUUGCCAGCAACUACAAGUACAAACUGGCUUUCGAGAAAGCAAGAGGUCACCAUGUGGGCUUCCGUAGCCUGCAGGAUGACCCCCUGCUGGUCCACUAUAUGGAGGUGGCUAAGCUGCAGAGUGACAAGAACUACAAGAAGGACUACCACAAGUCUAAGCUCAAGUACCACUCACCAGUAGACAUGAUGAGUGUGGCCCAUGCCAAGCACGCCUCGACUGUGCAGACCAUGACAGGAUACAAGAGCAUUAUCCCUCACUACACUGUCCUGCCUGAUGCCAUGAACCUGGAACUGGCCCGAAACAUGCAGUUCAUUGCCAGUGAUAACCAGUACAAGAGUGAGUAUGAAAACUACAUGAAAGGAAUCGGUUGGGUACCCAUCGGCUCAUUGGAGGUGGAGAAAGUUAAAACAGCUGGCCAAAUCUUGAGGGAUCAUGGAUACCGCCAGCAUCCCAGCACCUUUAAAUUUACCAAAGACAUGCACUCCAUGGACCUAGCAUUGGCCACUGCCAACAACCAGAUCAUGGAUAAGCAAUCUUACACCAAAGCCUGGGACCACGACAAGAGAACCAUCCACCUCAUGCCUGACGCGAUGGAUGUAGUUCUGGCCCGGGAAAACAAGAAAAACUAUAGCGAGAAACUGUAUAAACUGGAAAAUGAGCUUGCCAAGAAGAAGGGUCACAAUCUCCGUGCUGAUGCUAUCUCAGUCCAGGCUGCUAAAGCCUCAACGAUUAUUGCAAGUGAUUAUAAGUACAAGACCGGUUAUCGUAAGCAGGUCGGCCACCACAUUGGGGCCCUCAGCAUUCAGGAUGACCCUCUCCUCAUGUUGGCCCUGAACUCAGCCAAGAUCGCCAGUGAUGCCCUCUACAAGAAGGACUUUAACCAGUCCAAAACUAGAUUCCACCUGCCAGUAGACAUGUUAUCGUUUGAGCUUGCCAAGAAGAACCAGAUCCAGGUCAACCACGCCAACUACAUUACCCGCCUGCAUAACUGGACCUGCCUGCCUGACUCCAAUGAUGUUCGACAAGCCAGACACGCAUACGACCUGCAGAGUGACGUGGUCUACAAGGAAGAACUGAAGUUGCUUCAGGGCAUUGGAUGGGUUCCUAUUGGUUCACUUGAUGUGGAGAAGGUGAAAAAAGCUGGUGAGAUCCUGAGUGAACAGAAAUACCGUCAGCACCCAAGCAACUACAAGUUUAAGGUGACAACUGAGGACAUGCCCCUGGUGCUGGCUAAGGCCAAUGCUCAAGUCAUGAACAAGCAUGCCUACACUCAAGCCUGGGACAAAGAUAAGACAACCAUUCAUAUAAUGCCAGAUGCUAUGGACAUUGUGCUGGCCAAAGCCAACAAGGCCAACUACAGUUUGAAACAAUACAAACAGGCAAACGAAGACGCCAAGAAAAAGGGUUAUGACUUAGGCAAAGAUGCCAUUUCAAUCCUGGCAGCCAAGGCAUCUAGAGACAUUGCCAGUGAUUAUAAGUACAAGACUGGAUACCGGAAGCAAGUGGGCCACCACAUCGGGGCCCUCAGCAUCCAGGACGAUCCUCUCCUUAUGCUGGCCCUGAACUCUGCCAAGAUCGCCAGUGAUGCCCUCUACAAGAAGGACUUUAACCAGUCUAAGACCAAGUUCAACCUGCCUGUGGACAUGCUAGCCUUUGAGCUGGCCAAGAAGAAUCAGAUCCAGGUCAACCACGCCAACUACAUUACCCGCCUGCACCAAUGGACCUGCCUGCCUGACUCCAAUGAUGUUCGACAAGCCAGACACGCCUACGACCUCCAGAGUGAUAAUGUUUAUAAGGAAGACCUGAAACUGCAGCAGGGUAUGGGCUGGGUGCCUAUUGGUUCGUUGGAUGUAGAAAAGGUGAAGAAAGCCGGCGAGAUCCUGAGUGACCAGAAGUACCGCCAGCACCCGAGCAAUUACAAGUUUAAGGUAUCAACUGAGGACAUGCCUAUGGUGCUGGCUAAGGCAAACGCUCAAGUCAUGAACAAGAAAGCAUACCAAGAAGCCUGGGAAAACCAGAAGACCUUGAUCCACAUCAUGCCUGACGCUAUGGAUGUUGUCCUUGCAAAAGCAAACAACAUUAACUACAGCUUGAAACUGUACAAGCAGGCAAAUGAAGAGGCUAAGAAGAAGGGGUAUGACCUAGGCAAAGAUGCCAUUUCUAUCCUUGCAGCCAAGGCUUCCCGAGACAUUGCUAGCGAUUACAAGUACAAGACCGGAUAUCGCAAGCAGGUUGGCCACCACAUUGGGGCCCUCAGCGUUCAGGAUGACCCUCUCCUCAUGUUGGCACUGAACUCAGCCAAGAUUGCCAGCGACUUCCUUUACAAGAAGGACUUCAACCAGUCCAAGACUAGAUUCCACCUGCCUGUGGACAUGCUAGCCUUUGAGCUGGCCAAAAAGAACCAGAUCCAAGUCAACCAUGCCAACUACAUCACUCGCUUGCACAACUGGACAUGCUUGCCUGACUCCAACGACGUUCGCCAAGCCAGACAUGCUUACGACCUGCAGAGUGAUAAUGUUUACAAGGAAGACCUGAGGCUGCAACAGGGUAUCGGCUGGGUUCCUGUUGGUUCCCUGGAUGUGGAAAAGGUUAAAAAAGCCGGCGAGAUCCUGAGUGAUCAUAAGUAUCGUCAGCACCCGAGCAACUACAAGUUUAAGGUCUCAACUGAGGACAUGCCAAUGGUACUGGCCAAAGCCAACGCUCAAGUCAUGAACCAGAAAGCCUACAUUGACGCCUGGGAAAAAGAGAAGACCAAGAUCCACGUCAUGCCCGACGCCAUGGAUGCCGUUCUCGCAAAAGCCAACAACCUCAACUACAGCUUGAAAUUGUACAAGCAAGCAAAUGAAGAGGCCAAGAAAAAGGGUUACGACAUGCGCAAUGAUGCCAUUCCCAUCCGCGCAGCCAAGGCAUCCAGGGACAUUGCCAGUGAUUACAAGUACAAGACUGGAUACCGCAAGCAGGUCGGCCACCACAUCGGAGCCCUCAGUGUCCAGGAUGAUCCUCUCCUUAUGCUGGCCCUGAACUCGGCCAAGAUCGCCAGUGACGCCCUCUACAAGAAGGACUUUAACCAGUCUAAGACCAAGUUCAACCUGCCAGUGGACAUGCUAGCCUUUGAGCUCGCCAAGAAGAACCAGAUCCAGGUCAACCACGCUAACUACAUCACUCGCCUUCACCAGUGGACUUGCCUCCCUGAUUCCAACGACGUUCGCCAAGCCAGACACGCCUACGAUCUGCAGAGUGAUGCCGUCUACAAGGCUGACUUGAAGUGGCUCCAGGGUCUCGGCUGGGCCCCUGUCGGCUCUCUUGAGGUGGAAAAGGCUAAGAAGGCUGCUGAGAUCUUGAGCGAAAUGAAGUAUCGCCAACCUCCCAGCAAACUUCCAUUUACCAGCCCUAUCGAUGCAAUGAACUUUGAACUAGCUAAGAAUAACGCUUUGACAAUGAACAAGCGCCUCUACAUCGAAGCAUGGGAGAAAGAUAAAACCAAGGUGCACAUCAACCCUGAUACACCGGAGAUACUUCUCUCUCAGCAGAAUGCUAUCAACAUGAGCAGGAAACACUACAGACAAGGUUAUGAGGCUGACAUCAAGAAGGGCUACUUCCUGCCACCAGAUGCCGUUGCUGUGAAGAGUGCUAAAGCCUCCCGGGAUAUUGUUAGUGAUUACAAGUACAAAACGGGUUACCGGCAGCAAGUAGGCCACCACAUUGGUGCUCGCAGCAUCAAUGACGACCCCCUGAUCAUGCUAGCCCUGAACUCGGCCAAGAUAGCCAGCGAUGCCCUCUACAAGAAAGACUUCAACAAGUCCAAGACCCGAUUCCACUUGCCUGUGGACAUGCUGAACCUUGAACUGGCUAAGAAGUGCCAGAUUCAAGUCAAUGACUUCAACUACCGCACUCAUCUUCACCAGUGGACAUGUCUGCCCGACUCCAAUGAUGUUGUCCAGGCUAGGAAGGCCUACGAUCUUCAGAGUGAUGCUGUGUACAAAGCUGACUUGGACGAGAUUGUGGGUGUGGGAUGGGUUCCUAUUGGUUCACUGGACGUAGUGAAAGCCAAGCAUGCCUCCCAAAUUCUCAGCGACCGACUUUACAGGCAUAAACAAGACACUCUGAAGUACACAACAGACAUGACUGCCAUGCCUAUGGUUCUUGCCACAGCAAAUGCUGAGAUCAUGAACAAGAAAAACUACAUUUCUGCUUGGGAGGCCGAGAAGGUGAAGAAUCACGUUGGCGCUGACCUGCCUGAAAUUCUGCUCUCUAGAGCCAACGCUUACAACCUCAGCCAGAAAAUAUACAAACAAGCCGUCGAGGACAUGUUCCGACAGGGUUACGUCAUGAAACCUGACGCUGUUUCUAUUGUAGCUGCUAAACGCUCAAGAGAGAUCAUAAGUGAUUACAAAUACAAGACAGGAUACCGCAAGCAGGUCGGCCACCACAUCGGCGCACUUAGCAUCAAUGAUGAUCCUCUGAUCAUGCUAGCCCUGAACUCUGGCAAGAUCUCCAGCGAUAACUUGUACAAGAAGGACUUUAACAAGUCCAAGACCAGAUUCCACCUGCCUGUGGACAUGCUCAACCUGGAACUGGCCAAAAAAUGCCAGAUUCAGGUCAAUGAUUUCAACUACAGAACCCACCUGCACAACUGGACUUGUCUGCCGGACUCCAACGACGUGGUACAGGCGAGAAAGGCGUACGACCUUCAGAGUGACGCUGUGUACAAAGCAGACAUGGAAUGGAUCAAGGGUUCCGGUUGGGUGCCCAUUGGCUCACUGGAUGUCGAAAAAGCAAAGAAAGCGUCUGAAAUCUUGAGCGACAGGCUAUAUCGUCAGCAUCCUAGCAACUUCAAAUUUACCGCCAAAACCAGUGACAUGCCAUAUGCCCUGGCUCUGGCCAAUGCCCAAAUCAUGGACAAGAAAGCGUAUGUAUCUGCGUGGGAGAGCGACAAAACUAACCUGCACAUCAUGCCCGACACACCUGAGAUCAUACUAGCCAAGCAGAAUAAGCUCAACACCAGUCCGAGACAUUACCAUGAAGGCUACAUGGAAAUCAUCAAAAAUGGCUACUUGCUCCCCAAAGACGCCAUUUCGCUUUUGUCAGCAAAGGCCUCUCGAGACAUUGUCAGUGAUUACAAGUACAAGGCAGGCUUCCGCAAGCAGUGUGGUCACCAUAUUGGGGCCCUGAGCGUCAAAGACGACCCCUUGAUCAUGCUGGCCGCCCAUGCUGCCAGAAUCGCCAGUGACAACAUCUACAAGAAGGACUUUGAGAAGACCAAGACCAAGUUCAACCUUCCAGUGGACAUGCUGACCAUCGAGCUGGCCAAGAAGUGUCAGCAGCAGGUCAACGACUUCAACUACCGCACUCACCUGCACCAGUGGACCUGCCUGCCCGACUCCAACGAUGUGGUCCAGGCUAGGAAGGUCUACGAUCUCCAGAGUGAUGCUGUGUACAAAGGCGAUCUGGAGUGGCUCAGGGGAUGCGGCUGGUCGCCUCAUGAAUCGGUAGAUGUUAUCAAAGCCAGGAAUGCACAGAACAUUCUCAACGAGAGACUCUACCGCCAACCACCGAGCACGGUCAAAUUCACCAGCAUAGUGGACCUGCCUACCAUCGUCCUGUCUAAGCAAAAUUCAGACAAUCUCAGUGAUAGGAAAUACAAGGAACUGUGGGAGAACGAAAAGACGUCAUUCUUGCUUCCGGCUGACACUCCUGCCAUUGAGCUGUCUAAAGCAAAUGCCAUCAACAUAAGCAAUAAAUUGUAUACUAAGGCGUGGGAUGACCAGAAGGCCAAAGGUUACCAUAUCAAGCAUGAUGCCAUUGCCGUGCUGAAGGCCAAAGCGUCAAGAGAUAUCAUCAGCGAUUACAAGUACAAGGAAGGAUACCGCAAGCAGGUGGGCCACCACAUCGGUGCUCGCAGCGUGGAAGAUGACCCCCUGAUCAUGCUGGCAAUGAACUCGGCCAAGAUUGCCAGUGAUGCCCUUUACAAAAAGGACUUUAACAAGUCCAAGACCAAGUUCAACCUGCCUGUUGACAUGCUCAACUUGGAACUGGCCAAAAAGUGCCAGAUUCAAGUCAACGACUUCAACUACCGGACUCACCUUCACCAGUGGACGUGCCUGCCAGACUCCAAUGAUGUGGUCCAGGCCAGGAAGGCCUACGAUCUUCAGAGUGAUGCAGUGUACAAAGCUGACAUGGAGUGGCUACGUGGAUGCGGAUGGAUUCCGCAUGAGUCCGUGGAGGUUUUGAAAGUGAAGAAUGCACAAAAGAUCCUGGCUGAUAGAGGCUACCGGGUUAAGCUGGACGAGCAGAAAUUUGGCGUUCCAACAGAUCGUGUUGACUUGACUUGCGCUAAGAAUGCCGCUGACAUCCUCAAUGAAGCGAAAUACCGUGAGGCUUGGCAUCAGGAAAAGACCAAUUACACACUGGUGGAGACUCCAACCAUGGUCACAGCGAAAGAAGCAGCUAAGCAUAUUCACCCUAAACUAUACUCCAAAGAUUGGGACAAGAUUAAGGCUACUAGCUACUUCAUGCCUGAAGAUACGGUGGCCAUCAAGCAGUGCAUCAGCAACACUAAAGUCCAAAGUAAACAUAAAUACCUGGAGGGAUACCGCAAACAAGUGGGCCACCACAUUGGGGCCCUUAGCAUCCAGGAUGACCCGCUCCUUAUGUUGGCCCUGAACUCUGCCAAGAUUGCCAGCGACGCCCUCUACAAGAAAGACUUCAACAAGUCCAAGACCAAGUUCAACCUGCCAGUGGAUAUGCUGCAGUUCGAGCUGGCCAAGAAGUGCCAGAUGCAAGUCAACGAUGACCUCUACAGGACCCGCCUGCACCAGUGGACGUGCCUGCCUGACCAGAACGACGUCAUACAGGCUAGGAAAGCCUACGAUCUUCAGAGCGAUUUUGUGUACAAGGCAGAUAUGGAAUGGUUUCGAGGCUGUGGUUGGGUGGCCCAUGAAUCUGUAGACCACGUCAAAGCCAGAAAAGCACAGGAAAUUCUCAAUGAUAGGCUCUACAAGAGAAAUGCAAUCGAUGGCUUUGGAAAGUUCACCCUGGUGUUGGACCGCCCAGAAAUUCUCUUGGCCAAGACAAACUCUGCCAACCUCAGCGACUUAAAGUACAAAGAGACCUUCAAUGCGGAGAAGGGUCAUUACAUUGGUUCGGAUGACACUCCUCAACUGGCCCACAGCAGGGAGGUGUCCAAGAACAUCAGCGAGAAACUCUACAAAUUGCAAUGGGACCAGUCCAAGGCUGCUGACUACCACUUGGACCACGAGUACAUCCCACUUGUCAGUGGAAAGCGAAGCAGAGACAUCAGUAGUGAUUACAAGUAUCAUGAUUCCCAUGAGAAGGCCAAAGGACACUACUUGGCCGGAACCCUGGUGGACUUCCCUGAGGUGAUCCGAUGUGGUGAUCAGGAGAAAAACAAGGGACUGAGGCUUUACCAUCGGGACUACCACCAGACCAAGGCCAAGACUCACAUCCCAGCUGACGUCAUUGCCAACAAGGUGGCCAAGCGUUGCCAGGACAUGCUGAGUGAUGUCCUCUACCGCACAUACCUGCACCAGUGGACCUGCCACCCCGAUCAGGAAGACGCCAUCCGAGCCCGCAAGACAAAUGAGAUUCUCAGCGAUGUGUAUUACAAAGAGGACCUGACCUGGAUGAAGGGUAUUGGAUGCUUUGUAUGGGACACGCCAGAGAUCAUUCGUGCUAAGAAGGCCUACGAUCUGCAGAGCGAAUUGAAAUACAGAGACGAAGCUAAGAAGGAAUUCAACAAUUACUCCAUUGUGACUGACACGCCCGCUUACGUCACUGCUGUGCUUGGUCACACCUGGGCCAGUGAUCUGAACUACCGAGAGUCUUACCACAAGGAGAAACAUAUGUACACCACUGUUUUGGAUACCUACGAUUAUGCCAGAUGCCACAACUUCAAAACUUUCUUCAGUAACAAAAACUACACUGACGCCUGGGAGAAAUUCAAGGCCAAGGGCUACCAGAUCCCCCAUGACUCUACCUCAAUGCAACAUGCCAAAGACCAGAAGACCAUUGUCAGCAGUGUGAAGUACAAAGAAGACUAUGAGAAGUUCAAGUCACUUUACAGUCUGCCCAAGUCUAUUGAGGAUGAUCCAGCCACCGCCCGAUGCCUUAAAGUCGGAAAAUUGGUCCUGGAUCGCCUGUACCAUGAGGACUAUGAGAAGUCCAAGGCUAAGAAUCACAUCCCGCCAGAUAUGCUGGAGAUCCUGUCGGCCCGUAAUUUCCAGACCACCAUCAGUGGAAUCCACUACCGCAAGUAUCUGCACCAGUGGAUCUGCCUUCCUGAUAUGCAGAUGUAUGUCCAGGCGCGCAAAGUCAACGAGCAGCUAAGUGAUGUCUUCUACAAGGAUGACCUCAACUGGCUGAAGGGCAUCGGUUGCUAUGCCUGGGACACUCCAGAAAUCCUGCGUGUCAAGAAUGCUGGCGACAUUCAGAGCCAAAACAAGUACCGAGCUAAAGGUGUGGAAGCAUUCAAAGACUACUCAGUAGUGAUGGAAACGCCAGUUUACGAGACGGCCAAGCAGAACACCGUGAACCUGAGUGAUCUACACUAUCGCUCCGAGUACCACACUAGCAUCAAGGGAACCAACACUUCUCCCGCAGUUACACUGGAAGGGGAAAGGGCUCGCAAUGCCCACCACAUUCAGAGUGAUAACUGGUAUAAGGAGGCAAACAAAAACUACAUGCCCACUGGAUACACUCUGCCACACGACAUGCCUCUCAUCAAACAGGCUAAGCGCAACACCUUUGUUAGUAGCGAUGUGAAGUACAAGGAGGCCUACGAGAUGACGAAGGCCAAGGGCUACACCAUUCACCCGGAGGGCGUUAACUUUGUGAACUAUAGGAAGGCCAACAAAAUCAUCAAUGAACGCCUGUAUCGCGAGGAUUACCACAAACAGAAGGACAAAAUCCACACCACCUACGACACCCCUGACAUCAGACAAGUCAAAAUGAACCAGGAACAUCUAAGCGAUUUGUGGUACAAGGAGAAGUACAACAACAGUAAAGGCCAGCUGAUCUCCAUGCCUAUGACUCCGGAGCUGUUGCAUUGCUACAACGUCAACCAUAUCAACAGCGAGUUGAAAUACAAAGAAGAUCUGACAUGGCUUAGGGGAAUUGGUUGUUUCCUCUACAACACCCCGGAGAUGAUCCGUAUCCGCAACCUCAAUAAGUACAGAGUGGACUACCCGGUGGAGGCUAAGAAGAACCUGCCCAAGUUUUCCGUGGUCUUGGACACACCAGAGUACAAGCGAGUGACUGAGCUCAAGAGCCACUUAAGUAUGCUAAUCUACAAAGCUCAGAGCAAAGCGGAGAUGUCCAAAGUCUCCACCACUGCGGAUGCUGUGGACAUGAAAAGAGUCAAAUGGGCCCAGCAGCUGACAAAUCAUUACGUGUACACUAACCUCGCCGCCAAAGAAAGACCAAAAUAUACCCUGGAAGUCGAAACCCCACACAUGAGCCACUCCAGGAAGAUGAAAUUGAUCUCCAGUGAUAACAAGUACAAAGAACAAUAUGAGAGGAUGAAGCACAGGUACACCGCCAUCGGAGACACACCCCUCUUGAUUCGCUCCAAGAAGGCCUACCUCCAGUCAAGCGAUCUCCGCUACAAAGAGACAUAUGAGCUCUCUAAAGGUCACUACCACACUGUCAAGGACGCCCUGGACAUCGUCUACCACCGCAGAGUCACUGACGACAUCAGCAAUGUUAAGUACAGAGAGAAAUAUAUCAGCUCCCUUGGAACAUGGAAGUCCAUCCCGGACCGUCCCGAGUUCUUCUUCAGCAGGAUUGUCAAUGACAACGUCAGCACGGUCAAGUACAAGGAGGACCUGGACUGGUUAAAGGGAAUCGGUUGCUUUGUGUGGGACACACCUGAGUUGUUACGCGCUGAGAAGAACAAGAAGCUGUACAGUGAGGUGAAAUACAAGACCUCCUUCAAGAAGAACAGAGAAAACUUCAAGUACACCUCUGACACACCUUUCUUCCACACGGCCAAGCACGCCUCUAGCCUUCUCGACGAGAAAAGGUAUAAAUCCAAAGCAAAGGAACUCCUCAAGAGCGGCUGCAAUGAGCUACACCGACCUGACAUCCUCACCGCCCUUGUCCAAACUUUCAUGAGCAGUAAGUGGCGUUACAGAGAACAAUAUGAGCGUCACAAGGACUUGUACACAUCCAUCCUCGACACUCCUGAGUAUGAAACAACCCAACGUGGCAAGAAGAUUGGCGACAUUGUUUACAAGAUGGAGUACAACAAGAAUAAGGCCAAGGGAUACACCCUACCUUAUGACACCCCGCACCAAAACCUCAUGAAGAAAGUCAAGGAUAUGACGAGCAAUCUUAAGUACAAAGAGGUCUAUGAGAGGUGCAAGGCCCAGAUCAACAUCGAUCCUGAGGCUCACUCCAUCCGGGCUGCAAGAGAGGCCUACAAGAACAUCACCAAUCUGGAUUACAAGAAGAAGUAUGAAGCCACCAAAUUUAAGUGGAUGUGGACCACAGAGAGGCCGGACUUUCUCAAUGCCGCCAAGAACUCUGCGCAGCAGAGUGACUAUGAGUACAAGUACGACAAAGAGAUCAUGAAGGGUUGCGUCAUACCCGUUGUGGACGACAAACUUACCCUGCUGGCGCAGAAGAACACACAAAUAACCAGUGAGCUAAAAUACAAAAUGAAGUACGAGAAGGCAAAGGGUCACUACCUGCCUGUGGCAGACACCCCCCAGAUCCUCCACUCCAAGGCGGUGCGCACUCUAUCAUCUGAGAGCAAGUACAAGGCGGCCAGUAAGAAGCUGAUGCAGUCCGGCUCCUUUACCACCAUGCCUCAGACCCGUGACACAGCUCACAGCAAGCAGAUCAACAAACUCGUCAGCAAGAAUGUGUACAAAGCAAAGUUCGAGAAGGAGAAAGGCAAGUCGAUAUACAACAACAUGUGCGUGCCUCCUGAUGUUCAGCACGCCAUGGACGUCGCCAAGAAACAGAGCAAUCUGGACUAUAAGAAGACUGCAAAGGCCAACCUUCACUACACCACAGCCGUGGCCGAUCGACCUGACAUCAAGAAGGCCACGCAGACUGCCAAACUCGUUAGCGAUAUUGGCUACCGCGAAAAAGCCCGCAAAGAGGCGAGCCGUGGAGGUUCUCUGGUCCACCGGCCGGACAUCAAGCUGGCCACAGAGGUCUGCAAGCUCAACAGCCAGGUAGAGGCGAGGCCCUCCCCCCACGGAAUGGCCUCCUACGAUACUCCGCAGAUGCGUCACAUUAAGAAAAUGAGUGCGAUGACGAGUAAUCUGAAGUACAAGGAGAAGUUUGACAAGGAAAUGAAGGGAAAGAGACCGCAAUAUGACCUAAAGGAGAGUAAGGUUUACAAGACAUACAAGGAUGCCCACACGCUGGCUAGUGAGGUGAAGUACAAGAGUGACCUGAAGAAGCUCCACAAGCCUGUGACCGACAUGGCUGAGUCUCUGUCUAUGCAGCACGGCCUGAGCACUAGCAAGCUGUCCAGUGACUACUGCUACAAGAGGAAGUUUGAGGAGAGUAGGGGUCACUACCACGUGAUUCCUGACACACCCGAGCAGCUCCAUCACAAGGAGGCUUCGGAACUCCAGAGCAUAGUGAAGUACAAGGAGAAGUACGAGAAGGAGAGAGGCAGGGCCAUGCUGGACUUUGAGACGCCAACAUACGUGACGGCCAAGGAGGCACAGCACAUGCAGAGCCAGAAAGACUAUAAGAAGGAUUUUGAGGAGACCAUGAGGGGCAAGAACCUCUCGGGCUUGGAAGUCACGCCCGCCAUGAUACAUGUCAGACAUGCCACCAAAAUAGCCAGUGAGAAAGAGUACAGGAAGGAUCUAGAGGAGGGCGUGAAGGGUAAAGGGCUAACUGUGCUGGAGGAAACUCCCGAGCUUUUGAGAGCAAGGAAUGCCACUCAAAUCCUGUGCGAGAAAGAGUAUAAGAAGUCGCUGGAGCAAGAGAUUAAGGGCAAGGGACUGCUGGCAUUGGCCACUGACACACCCGACUUCAUGCGGGCGAGGAAUGCCACCGAUAUCCUCAGUCAGACCAAGUACAAGCACACGGCCGAGAUGGACCGAGCCAGCUACACCACCGUGAUCGACACUCCGGACAUCAUUCACGCUCAGCAGAUGAAGACCAUUGUCAGCCAGAAAAAGUACAAGGAAGAGGCGGAGAAGACCAUGUCCCACUAUGUCCCAGUUCUGGACACACCUGAGAUGCAAAGAGUUCGUGAGAAUCAGAAGAACUUCAGCACUCUUCAGUACCAGACUGACCUAAAACACAUCAUAAAGGGAAAAGGUUCUGCUGUAAUCACGCCUGAAAUUCUUCGCGUUAAAGAAAAUACAAAGAAUUUCAGCUUGAUUCAGUACAAAGAGGAUUUGGGAGGAGGAACAUCUUUGCCAGAAACCCCUGAGAUGGAGAGGGUUAAACGAAACCAGAAGAACUUUAGCACGAUACAGUACAAGGAUUCUCUGAGUCAAGGCACGGCCAUUCCAGAUCUUCCUGAGGUGAAGCGGGUCCGAGAAACCCAGAAGAAUAUCAGCUCGCUGCAAUACAAGGAAGACGUGGGACGAGGCACAUCAGUCUCGGAGACGCCAGAGAUGGAACGCGUUAAACGCAAUCAGCAAAAUAUUAGCACGAUCAAAUACAGGGAUUCGCUGGAUCGCGGCACGGCCAUUCCUGACCUGCCGGAAGUCAAGCGGGUCAAACAGACCCAGAGGCACAUCAGCUCGGUGUUGUAUAAAGACAGCUCGGCCAAGGGAACCCCCGUGGUGUUCACUCCUGAGAUGGAGCGAGUCAAACGGAACCAAGAGAACAUUAGCUCGGUGCUGUAUUCCGACAGUUUCCGCAAGCAGGUCCAGGGAAAGGCAGCCUUCGUUCUGGAUACCCCAGAGAUGAGGCGUGUCAGAGAAACCCAGCGCAUCAUAUCUGGAGUCCGCUACCAUGAGGACUUUGAGAAGAGCAAGGGCAGCUUCACGCCUACCACCACUGACCUGAUCACAGAGCGCGUGAAGAAGAACACCCAGGACUUCAGCGACAUCAGUUACCGUGGCAUCCAAAGGCGUGUGGUAGAGAUGGAAAGGAGGCGUGCCGUCGAGCAUGACCAGGAAACCAUCACCGAUCUGCGGGUUUGGCGUACCAACCCCGGUUCAGUGUUUGACUACGACCCUGCAGAGGAUAACAUCCAGUCCAGGAGUUUGCACCUGAUGUCAGUCCAAGCCCAUCGACGCAGCAAGGAGCACUCCCGCUCCACCAGCGCUUUGAGUGGCUUGGCAGACGAAAAAUCCGAGAUGUCCCAGGACCAAGAUCACCACUUGUCCCUCUACAGCAACGGAUUCGUCACCUCAUCAGCAGGUUACCAGCAUGCGAAGACUGUGGAACUGCAGCAGAGGUCCUCGUCCGUGGCCACACAGCAGACUACAGUCUCCUCCAUCCCUUCGCACCCCUCUACCACUGGGAAAACUGUACGCGCCAUGUAUGACUACCUGGCGGCUGACAGCGAUGAAGUUUCCUUUAAGGACGGCGACGUUAUUGUCAAUGUACAGUCCAUCGACGAAGGUUGGAUGUACGGAACCGUGCAGCGCACCGGCAAGACCGGAAUGCUGCCUGCCAACUAUGUAGAGGCCGUCUAA